CUCCUGGCCCACCUGAGAGGCCCCCGCAGUAGUCAUCAAGCAAACUGCGCUAGGGGCAACGCGAUAACCCCGUCUAUACUACACCCGAGCGCAUCUCCUCAUAGCAUCAAAAAGGGCCCCUUUCAAUCAGCUACACCCAGCUACCUCUGAGCGCAUCAGCGCACACACAACUAGCCCCUCCGAAAGAGGGCGCGCAUCUUAUACACACCUCUUUAACAACACGUCAUGAGUGCCGCCGAAGCAGGCCCCGAUAAGACGCCACUUGCGCACUACAAAAUUGGCCGCGAAAUAGGCGCCGGCUCGUUUGCUAAAGUCUAUCUGGGAUCCAUCAACGCGCGCCCUAAUGCAGCUGUUGCUAUCAAGUCGGUCCUGCGCUCCAAGCUGACCAAAAAACUACUGGAGAACCUCGAGAGUGAAAUCAGCAUAUUGAAGGGCAUCAAACAUCGCCAUAUCGUGCAACUCCUCGACAUCACCGAUACAGGCUCCUACAUACAUCUGGUGAUGGAAUAUUGCCCACUCGGUGACCUCUCCUACUUCAUCAAGAAGCGCGACAAACUCAGCCAGGAAAAUCAAGCGCCACUCUUGCGCGACAUUGCUCGUCGCUACCCAAAUACACUCGGUGCAGGCCUGCAUGACUCGCUCGUCCGUCAUUUCUUGAAACAACUUGCUAGUGCGCUUGAAUUUCUGCGCUCAAAGAAUCUCAUGCAUCGUGAUGUCAAGCCUCAAAACUUGCUGCUCAAACCACCUUUGCUGGAGGCGUCGCCACAGAGUAUUAUUGGCUUACCUGACUUGCCAGUGCUGAAGUUGGCUGAUUUUGGAUUUGCGCGAUACCUGCAAACAGCGUCGAUGGCAGAGACGUUGUGUGGCAGUCCGCUGUAUAUGGCACCUGAGAUUUUGCGCUAUGAGAAGUAUGAUGCCACUGCUGAUCUAUGGUCAGUGGGCACAGUACUGUAUGAGAUGCUGGUUGGCAAGCCGCCCUUUCGAGCACAAAACCAUGUUGAGCUACUCCGUAAGAUUGACAAGAAUGACGAUGUCAUCAAGUUUCCCUCGGAAGUGCCCUUGGAUGCCGGCAUCCAAGAGCUCAUUCGUGCACUGCUCAAGCGUAAUCCACGACAGCGCAUGACAUUCGAGGCAUUCUUCACACAUCCUGUUGUUUGUGAACCAAUGAUCCCCAUACAAGCUUACAGUAUCCACGUCGAAGGUGGUCGAGACUCAUCUGCUGCUUCAGAGCGCUCACAACCACUCCUCAUGCCAACACGACAACCUCGACAAGAUGGCACGCAUAUCUCAAUCCCAUCACCAGCAUUCAUUACAGAUCUGAUACCUGUCAAUACGCCACCGGUUGAGUCUAUAGGUAUGCAACCACUUACUGUGACCAAACGCCCAGAAGACCAAGCAAUCGGAGAACAACGACCCGAUCCGUCGCCUCGUUCUGCAUUUGCACGUCGUGAAAGUCAUUCUGCAAAUGGUGCAAAUCUCCCACGAUCUCUUGGCCAACGCGCAGCGUCACCGCUCGAACGACGUAUUUCACAACGCGGACAAACGGAUGUUGUUGUGCCUGUUGGUUCGCGCAGAUCCUCACACUCAAGUGAUCAAGAACGCGCACGUCACGUUGCUGCUGCAUCGUCUUGGAAACAACCACAGGGUCCAAGCUACGGUAGCAGCUAUGGAAGUCAACUUGAACGCGAAAGACAGGGAUAUACAGCUGGUGGUGGGUAUAGUCAUUCACCCAGUGAAGCGGAAACGGAGUAUGUUGUGAUUGAGAAGAAAUCCGUUGAAGUGAAUGCCAUGGCGGAUGCGCUUGCAUAUGGUCAACAACAACAUCAACAAGGUUUACGUCGGAUGUAUAGUCAUUCUCCUCGGCAACACCAACAGCCGGUCCAUCGAUCUCCAUCGAGUUCAUCGUCACAUAGUUUGUCGGCGAUGCAAGUACAGCAACAAGCGAAUCAUGCGACUGUUCAAGCAUUAGCCAUUGCAGAAAGGCGUCUCGGAUCAUCCCCAACGAGUGCCAUUACAAAAGCACUGAGUAUUGCUGGACAACGUCUUUUUGGUGGCGGUAGUCCUCCUGCAUGGCUAGAAACGAUGGUGCAUCAUGGAAGACGAUUACCGUACGCUGGUAGCAAAGCUGGUGGCUAUGCACAAUCAUUGAUGCGUCAAGGAGCGACGUUGUAUCGUGGUGAUCAACUUGGCCUGUGGCAUGGUUCUGAUGAAGCGUUGUCGGGCGAGGAAGAGAAAGUGCUACAGGAAAUUCAAGCCAUUGCUGCGAAAUCAGCAGUGGUGUAUGAGUUUGCUGAAUUGAAGCUCGGACAACUCAUUCCACCACCUACGAGUAGUAGUCGAUCGAGUGAGUUGGCGGUGGAUGCAUCACUCUUAACGAAUGAGGCGAUUGUGUCGUUAUGCGAGGAAGCGAUGGUCUUGUACCUCAAAUCACUCGCACUGCAACAAAUGAUUAUCGAUACGGUGCAACGAUUCAUGUCAAGCGAGAACUUCCCCGGUGCAGGCCCAAAACUCACGGCUGUGGUGAGUUGGACGCGUGAACGGUAUAAUGAAGUCUUGGAGAAGGCAGAAUACUUGGAACGUAAGAAACGUACCACGUUGCAGCUCGCGAGACCGGAUCAUCCAUUCGAGGAUAUCUCUGCUGAACGGCUCUUGUAUGAUCGAGCAUUGGAGCUGAGUCGUGGUGCAGCUGUGUGUGAGAUGGCUGGAGAGGAUCUCGGUCAGUGUGAGGGGGAUUAUGAGAUGAGCGUAUUGAUGCUUGAAGCGAUCCUCGAAACGGGCAGUAGUGGUGUGCAAGAAGGUGGGAUGGAGCAAGAUGAUCGAGAAGCCAUUGAGAGAUGGGUCGGGUUGACGAGGAAGCGGCUGGAUAUGCUUCGUCGAAAGCUGGAUGCCCUUGGGAAUGGUGCGCCUGCGGGCUAAGGUGCACACCAUGAAGUGACGAUGAGAGUAUAUCAGCGUUUUGUUUUUUUCUCCCCUUUUUUUGGUUAUCAUCUCUUUAGCACAGGGCGAACACUUGCACAUU
This is a messenger RNA of Protomyces lactucae-debilis, 3019 nucleotides long. RefSeq names its product kinase-like domain-containing protein. The transcript has a single exon. Gene Ontology annotation, biological process: autophagosome organization; peptidyl-serine phosphorylation; protein autophosphorylation. The coding region runs from base 226 to 2916 and encodes 896 amino acids. The record is from RefSeq and is a predicted model, not a curated record. Lineage: Eukaryota; Fungi; Ascomycota; Taphrinomycetes; Taphrinales; Protomycetaceae. Gene Ontology annotation, cellular component: autophagosome; cytoplasm. Gene Ontology annotation, molecular function: protein serine/threonine kinase activity; ATP binding.